AUGAGACUCGCCCACCUCCACCUCCCACACACCACGCCCUUCGCGCGAGUGUCCAGCCUCCAACAAGCCCUCACGAGCCGCUUCCUCACACACAAAAAGCUCACCUCCCCGGGCUCCCUACCCUCGCAAAAAGACAUCAAGACCAAUCUCCCGGGUCACGCACACCUGCCACCGCCAGACCCAACCAUCAUCACGUUCACCCCAAACCCGGUCUACACAACCGGUCGUCGCGAUCUCCCACCCUCAAAUACCUGUCCCAAUUCACCAACAACCCACCUCUCCCUCCCACCACCCCUCGAACCAAUCCGCUCCAUCCUCACACCUUCCAGCUCCAAUGGCCCCAAAGCAGAGUACCACCCCACCCUCCGCGGCGGCCAAACAACGUACCACGGCCCAGGCCAAAUGGUCGCAUACACGAUCCUGGAUCUCCGCCGAUUGGGGCUAACACCCCGGUGCCAUAUCCGUGUUCUGGAGAAUAGCGUCAUCGAUGUACUAAAACGGUACGGCGUGAACGGAUUCACGACUGAGGAUCCGGGCGUCUGGGUUCAAGACCCUGCUUCUUCUGCUGGGCCGAUGCCAAAGAAGAUCACAGCUGUGGGCGUGCAUCUGCGGCGCAAUAUCAGUAGCUUUGGGGUGGGGCUGAAUGUUACGCAGGAGCCCAUGUGGUUCUUCAAGCAGAUUGUUGCGUGUGGGCUGGAGGGGAAGGAGGUUACUAGUUUGGAGGGGGUUGGGGUUAAUGGGGUGACUGUUGAUGAGGUUGCUAGUGAAUUUGUGGAAAGGUUUGUUGAGCGGGUUAAUCGAGAUUUUGCUUGUGGGGAUAAGACUGGAGAGAAGAUUGAUGAGGUCUAUCAAGUUCAGGAGGAGGACUUGAUGAGGUGUUUAUAG
Penicillium longicatenatum is the source of this 885-nucleotide messenger RNA. Its product is annotated as lipoyl(octanoyl) transferase LIP2. Gene Ontology annotation, molecular function: lipoyl(octanoyl) transferase activity. The record is from RefSeq and is a predicted model, not a curated record. Gene Ontology annotation, biological process: protein lipoylation. Lineage: Eukaryota; Fungi; Ascomycota; Eurotiomycetes; Eurotiales; Aspergillaceae. Gene Ontology annotation, cellular component: mitochondrion. The transcript has a single exon. Bases 1 to 885 code for a protein of 294 amino acids.